AUGUCUUUCCUCACAUCCAUCCGCGCAUCCCGCCAGGCCCUCCGCACCAAUUACGCCAUCACCUCCACUUUCCACACUUCAGCAGUGCGCAGCUUGAAGGAGAAUGACAGACACCGCGAGGACCUCGCCACCCACUACGAAUCCCACAAGCAACAGGUCGUCAAGGAUUCCAAGGAGGGUAAGGGGAAGUGGAGGGCUGAACUGGCGAGUAGCAGCGAAGAAGAUGUGAAAGCGGAUCGUGGUGACUUUGAUGGCGAAAAUGUUGCUUUCGACGAGAUGCAGAAGAAGACAAAACAGCGUCUCCACCAGCAGAGUUCUGGCAAGCAAUAA
This is a messenger RNA of Penicillium canescens, 330 nucleotides long. RefSeq lists its product as uncharacterized. NCBI's taxonomy places the organism in Eukaryota, Fungi, Ascomycota, Eurotiomycetes, Eurotiales, Aspergillaceae. The coding region runs from base 1 to 330 and encodes 109 amino acids. The record is from RefSeq and is a predicted model, not a curated record. The transcript is spliced from 3 exons.